This is a messenger RNA of Acipenser ruthenus (sterlet), 1711 nucleotides long. RefSeq lists its product as uncharacterized. Bases 56 to 895 code for a protein of 279 amino acids. The record is from RefSeq and is a predicted model, not a curated record. The transcript is spliced from 7 exons. Lineage: Eukaryota; Metazoa; Chordata; Actinopteri; Acipenseriformes; Acipenseridae.
UUGGGACGUUGGCCUUUUUUGGGGGGGCGGGGGGUCCUGUUUAUAGUAUUAAAAAAUGUACGGUACAGGAAUAAGGGUUUCACUUUGCUCCAGCAAUGAACAUCCGCCAGUAGUGAUGAGAAAACAGGUAACGUUCGUCGAACAGGGCUGCAAAGGGCAGGAUUUGCCUCAAGCCAAGCAGGUCUUAGCAACAAGGUCAGCAGGACAUUGCUACCCACAGAGUAACAGAUACACAGACCAGACAGCCACAACCAAGAGCCAAUUGCAUUCUAAAGCCAUGCAGCUGUCUGGCACACCUCAACUGAAAACUGUACACAUUCCCAAGUCAAUGAGGGCUGCCCCCUUUCUGCAGCACCCGGACUUGACUACAGGACAGAAGAGGUAUCUGUGCAGCAUUGCCAACGUCUACAGCACAGAACACCUGCGUACACAGAUAAGGAGACAGUAUCUGAACAUGCUGCAGCCCUGCAUGCAAACAGGCGCCAUCAUGUCAUGUGAAAAUCCGAACCCCAGUGCCAAAGUGCUGCUCCACCAGCAGACCCUGUCCCAAAUGGGCAAGAGGACUGAACCUCUCCGAAAUAACAAGCCCACACCAGGGAGGCACAGACAAACCCACACUGGGAACAUUAUUCUCCCCAGCAUAAUAGAUGGAGGACACAGAGUGCAGUCCAGUGCGCCAACCUCCAACCAGAGAAGAACCAGUAAAGCGAAGACAAAGGCAGGGACGCAAAGGAAGUGUCUGAAAGAUACCAAGGUUAAACUUGACUGUGUAAGAAAGGAACAAAAGCAUGGAGAGGAGUCGUUGAUGCAAACCAUAAGAUCCUUAUCUAUUGAAGAGGAGCAGGGAAAAUCUGGCAGCCUGUCAGCGGAAUCCUACAAUUACAAAUCAACAUAGCCACACUAACAAAGCUCAUUACAGGAGGCGAUCAUUUUAUUGAGUGCACGGCACUACUGAUGUCUUUUAUUUAUAUUUAUCCACUUGGUGUAAGUAGUUCCUUAAAAGUACCUUCAUUUCCUUUGUUCUCCUAAAUGGCGAGUAGUGGUAUUACUUCAGGUUUCAUGUCAAGGAUAGUUAGAUUUCAAGACCCCUAUCAAAUUGUUAAAUAGCUUAGAAUACAAUAAUAUAGCUCCCCAGAAUGUACUGGAUCCUCUUCCAGUGACCUGUUUUACUUAGUGGUUCUGUGCAUUGUCCUCAAGUGCAAUUGAGGCAUUAAGUGGUUUCUUCCACUUUGAUCCCACUUAGCAAGCUGCAGCCCCAAGGGAAGAGGCAGCCAUCACAUGCAAACCAUCCAGUAUUUCAUUACUUAAAUGGGUUUGCUUUCAAAUGAUUAAUGGAUGACAGAACGAUCACAGUUUAGUUUUCAGACUGCAUGCCAGGAUCUUAAAGUUGCUCUAUCCAGUUCAUUAAACUUGGGUUACUAUUAAGGUGGCAUGAUGGACCGUUCUGCUGUAAAAAUGCUAGGUGUGCUCCAGAGUGGAAGAGGGGAGACAUGCAUAGUGUAUGUUGAUUACAUGCAUAUUGGCAACAAGGACUACAAAAAGUAUAUGUAAAAUGAACAAACAAGCAGCCGAUUCUAAUUAGCUUAAAAUACAUUGUGUGUCUGAAUUGUCAAUACAAGAAUCUGUUGAAUUCAAUAAAAUCCACAGCAAAAAUAAAUCUCAGAUGUGGGAUUUUUUUUUUUAGCACUACCUGCCCAUACAACAUUCUUCC